AUGCGGCCCAUGCCCAUCAUCCGGAGCAGGACGGGCUGCUUCACUUGCCGUCGUCGCAAGAAGAAGUGCGAUGAGAAGAAGCCCGUGUGCAGCGGCUGCAAGCGCAACAAGCUCGAGUGUCACUGGCCCGAGCCGACUAACAAUAACAACAACAACUCCUCUUCAUCAUCGUCCCAGCCGCGGACUAGCAAGGCCAGUGCCUCGGUCGCCCCGGACUCGGCGUCGGCAGGUAUCCAUCGUCCAGUCCAGGUCACGACUGAGCGCCGUUCCUUCUCGCAGCCUCUCCAGCAUCGCCGGCAUCAGACCGAGCUUGAAUCGGACCAUGAGCCGGAGCCCGAGCGGGACCCGGAGGACCAGCCGACGAUUGUCGUCUCCGCCUCGUCACAUCCCGGCUUGCUCCAGAACGGGCCCGGUCCCCCUGACGACACUUCCCCGACGUCUGAUGAUGCCCACAUGAUUGAUGCCGAGGCUGAUGACGAGGCUGAGGAUCAAGGUCAACCUUCACCUUCUGCCUCAACCACCACGUCGUCAGCCAGCUCGUCAGACUCACCAACCACUAUACUUCCCGCUUCCAGGUAUGAUCGAGAUGUCACCAACGCUCUCGCCCUGGCCGUCGCAUCAGCCGGGCCAUCAGAUGCAGGCUUCACCAUGAACGGCGGCAUCCCCAUGCCAAUGUCGAUGCUGCCUCAGCAAGGCCACCAUUCCUACGAGCUUCUCAGUUACUACCUAGCACGGACAGCCAACAGCAUGGGCAACGGCUCAACAGACGUCAACCCCUUUAUCUCCAAGCUCAUCCCGCUGGCCUUCUCCAAACCUCUAGUCUUACAGCUCAUCCUCGCUCAGAGUGCUGCUCAUCGUCAGGCGUCGGCUGAGCCGCUGCCCACUGAUGAGGUCGCUCAGAGAUACUACACGGACUCGUUGCGCAUGUUUAGGAAUGUCGUCGAUGAAUAUGUCUCUGGGAAUGCUGAGAAUACUCUCGUCUUGACUGUCGGGAGUCUCAUCAUGUGCUUGACCGAGGUCGCCAAAGGAGACAUUCACGGAACCAUCUUUGACCAUCUUACAGCCUCCAAGUCAUUAGUGAGCACGUUACUCACUGGAGGCCAAACUGAACCGUACGGCGACUUGCCGGAUUUUCUUAUCGAGUACUACAUGCACAUGGCAGCCACCAGCAUGAUCUCUAUCGAUCCUCAAUACAACUCGCAAUCGCUGCUAAGUCCAGACAUCGAGUUUCGAGCCAGAGAGCUCGUCACCCGGAAAUAUGUCGGCCAACUAUGCGGGUGCUGGCUGGAACUACUCAUCCUCAUCUCCCAAAUCUUCCAUCUCGGACAGAGCAUGUUGGCAGUCGUAGAUGGACAAACAGUUCCCCCAAGCCCCGACAGUAUCGUCAACUUUUCCUUUCUCCAGUCACAGGUCAUGGGUUUCUUCCCUGAUCCCUCAGUCAGUCCCUACUCGCGACUCGCCGGCCUGGUAUGGAAGCAGGCGGUUCUGCUCUACCUUUGGUCGGUGCUGGGCACACCUCAGCCACAAGCCAACACCAGUGUCCACAAGGCUUUGAUGGAUUCCGCCGUGGCAGAAGCAAUCACAUUACUCGAUCAGUUUCCCGCUAGCGAGAGGAUAAACACAAGUCUCUGCUGGCCCCUUGCCGUCAUCGGCUGCUGCACGUCAGACCCGAUUGUGCAGCAGGUUCUAAGGGACCGAUUACAGACCAUGCUUGACACUAUCGGACUGGGGAACAUGAGGCAGACUCUAGUGCUGCUUGAACAUAUCUGGCGGGAGCCGCUGGAGCAGGUCAGCCCUUGGACCUUGUGUAGGGCGAUGCGGGAGCACCAGAUCUGGAUAUCAUUUGCGUGA
Fusarium keratoplasticum is the source of this 1851-nucleotide messenger RNA. RefSeq names its product Zn(2)-C6 fungal-type domain-containing protein. The coding region runs from base 1 to 1851 and encodes 616 amino acids. Gene Ontology annotation, biological process: positive regulation of transcription by RNA polymerase II. Gene Ontology annotation, cellular component: nucleus. NCBI's taxonomy places the organism in Eukaryota, Fungi, Ascomycota, Sordariomycetes, Hypocreales, Nectriaceae. The record is from RefSeq and is a predicted model, not a curated record. The transcript is spliced from 2 exons. Gene Ontology annotation, molecular function: transcription cis-regulatory region binding; zinc ion binding; DNA-binding transcription factor activity, RNA polymerase II-specific.